Coprinopsis cinerea okayama7#130 is the source of this 1122-nucleotide messenger RNA. RefSeq lists its product as hypothetical. The coding region runs from base 1 to 1122 and encodes 373 amino acids. NCBI's taxonomy places the organism in Eukaryota, Fungi, Basidiomycota, Agaricomycetes, Agaricales, Psathyrellaceae. The transcript is spliced from 3 exons. The record is from RefSeq and is a predicted model, not a curated record.
AUGUCUACGCUGAACGCAUUUUCGAAGAAGCCAGAUUUACGUCUUCCACCACUUCCAACAGAGCUGUGGUCUGUUAUUCUGCGUCAGGCUACAGCACAAACGGAUCCGUUGCGCCCUCCCCUCUACACCAUAUACCCCCGCCCAACUAGUACAAAAGCGAAUCGGCGAUGGAGAGAGGCUAUUAUCACCAAGCGAUGCGUCGUUCGCGUAUGCAAACUCUGGCACUCUCUUGCUGUCCCCUUUCUCUACGAGUAUCUCGUCAUCUCAGAUUCGCAAGUGUUUCCUUCUCUCCUGGAGGGAGUUGGUAAACUUUGGCAUGUCAAAUACCGCCCGGAAACCACCGUUGGGAAUUUCACUUCCAGGCUUGACGUUGUCAUUCGAGAUCCCAACCCCCCUGAAGCCCUCCAUCCACACCUAUCCACGCUCCUCAGGAGGCUUCCCAGACUCCUGGUUCUCUCGAUUUAUAUGCCAUUUAGGGAGGUCGCCGAGGGCCCCCUACUUUGCAGCUACGCAACCCCAUCACUGGAGUGCAUCAGUUGGCUGGGCGCACCAGUGGCCGCUUCGCGUUGGGUCGACUUCCUCGCGGGGCACCCCAACUUGAAGUCCAUCGGCGCUCCUGAUCUUUCCCUUGCAACUGCACCACAGCCGCUCGAGACACCACUACAAAACGUUUCUGAACUGGGAGGCCUCAACUAUGUCCAGGCGCGCACACUGUGCGAGGAAUGGAUCUCGCCACGUCGUUUGCAUCAUCUUUCCAUUCAGUUGAGCAAUGGGGCCGGGAUGGACUUUGACUCCCCCGAAAUCGACCAGCGUUGGUGCCCCUUCAUGUCAUAUGGCCCCAAUCUCACCAGCCUUCACAUCACUUCGAACGCCUGGGGAGGCCGCAUCGGAAACCUCGUUAACCGCGGUUUGCGGCACUGCCCCAACCUGCAGCACGUAUUGGGUGCUAAAGCGAGCUGGUUGCCCAAUCUUUCGCUCAUUCGCUUCAUUGAUGAAGGAAAUGUCAUCCAUUUGCAGCACAAGCACCGCCAGCUUUUUAACUCGGUGCUUGGGGCGUUAUCCGACCUGGGCAUCACCGUUGAGAGGCAUGACGGGGUGGGGUUGGUCCCGGAUGGCGAGUGA